Molecule: messenger RNA, 6299 nt
Organism: Wasmannia auropunctata (little fire ant)
Lineage: Eukaryota; Metazoa; Arthropoda; Insecta; Hymenoptera; Formicidae
Product: sodium-coupled monocarboxylate transporter 1-like
Exons: 8
Coding region: 356-2233 (625 amino acids)
Biological process (GO): transmembrane transport; sodium ion transport
Cellular component (GO): membrane
Molecular function (GO): symporter activity
Source: RefSeq, a predicted model, not a curated record
UUUAAUAAAUCUGACAUGAUAUGACCGAUUGUGAGUAUAGUUCAUCACUCUCUCGUUUUCCCACGUCUUCACUUUUCGUUUACUCCAGAUUACUCCAAAGCUAUUAAUCAAGAUAUCAAGUAAAUAUCAGUUUCGUCAUCAGAUCUCGUGCAUGCGUUAUCACAUACGUGCGGGUUAUAAAUUACUCUCUCUCUCUGUCUCGCUCUUUCACCGUGGAAUUAUAACAUACAUAUGUCAGCAUAUUUGCAAGUCAGCAGUGCCAGAUUGCGUUUUGUUCCUCGCUUUUGCACCAGCUGAAACGGACCAGGGGUAACGGGCGCAAAGGAAGACGGGAAGAGCUCCGUACACUAUAUGUAUGUGCGUGUCGCACUAUCCGAUCGGGAUACUCGUAGAAAACUUGAUCGUUGAUCGUUUGCUGUCUCGAGACGAGACGACACGAGACGAGGGAAAAGCGAUGAAGAAUCUCCUCGCCACCGACAUCACAUUUAGUCAAAUGGAGAAUUUGGAUCGCUUCAUGUUCGGAUGGCUCGAUUACGCGCUCUUCAUUCUGCUGCUGCUCGUCAGCAUUCUCAUCGGCGUAUACUUUGGCUUCUUCAGCAAGCAAGACAGCACAACGGAGUAUUUCCUGGGCGGUAAACGGAUGGGAUGCUUUCCCGUCGCGAUGAGCAUCAUCGCUAGCCACAUCUCGGGUAUCAGCUUGUUGGGCAUUCCCACGGAGGUUUUUCAUUACGGCACCCAGUAUGCCGUGUGCGUGUUCACAUCGAUCUUUACUGCCCUGAUCACCUGUUACAUUUUCCUGCCGGUGUUCUACAAGUUGCAGCUAACCAGUACUUUUGAAUAUCUGGAGAUCCGAUUUACCAGACCGAUCAGAAUCCUCUCUUCGAUGCUAUUUACCAUCUCGCUCUUCAUGUACUUGCCUAUUGUUAUCUAUGUACCUGCCAUCGCUUUCGCGCAAGUUAGCAAUCUGAGCGUACACACGAUAACGCCGGUGCUCUGUAUCGUGUGCAUCAUUUAUACCAGCAUUGGCGGUCUAAAGGCAGUGGUAUGGUCGGACACAAUACAAUUUUCCGUAACCGUCGGUGGGCUCUUUGCGGUUCUUGUGCUGGGGAUACUUUCUGUUGGCAGCGUAGAGGAAGUGUGGAGGAUUUCCGGCGAAGGCGGUCAUCUCAUUUUCUUUGAUAUGAAUCCGAGUCCGUUCGCGAGGAACACUUUUUGGAGUAUGGCUAUAGGUAUGACGGUAAUAUGGCUCGCAAAUAUCGGCAUUCAUCCAGGUACGGUGCAGCGAUUUCUGUCAGUGCCUAGAGAAAUCGAUGCCAAACACGGCAUUGCGAUUACUGCGGUAGGACUGAUAAUUGUCAAACUGAUCUGCGUCUUUACCGGAUUAAUCAUGUUUGCCAAAUAUCAUGAUUGCGAUCCUUUCCUGACCAAGUCGAUAAGUCGCACCGACCAGACUCUACCAUACUACGUGAUGGACGUUGCUGGGCAUCUGCCAGGGCUUCCGGGAUUAUUCUUAGCGGGCCUAGUGAGUGCCGCGCUCGCGACUAUGAGCGCCAGCUUGAACACCGUGUCCGGUACCAUUUACGAGGAUUUUAUAAAGCGAUGGAUUCCGGAUAGCCCCAAAAAAGAAGCUAUGGCCGCCAACAUUAUGAAAGGCAUCGUCGUGAUAACCGGUGCAAUUUCAGUUGGUCUGGUGUUUCUAGUCGAGCGACUAGGAUCGGUCUUUCAAAUAGGUGUAAGUAUGCGUGGCGUGACCGAUGGACCCUCGCUGGGCCUGUUUGUGUUAGGAGUGCUAGUGCCCUGGGCGAACGCGAAAGGCGCGUUGUUCGGCGGUUGCGUUGGCCUGAUCAGCAUGCUUUGGCUAGUUGGAGGCGCUCAAUGGCACACCGUACAUAACAGAAUUAAAUACGAUUCCUUACCCACAUCGGUGGACGGUUGUCCAUACCCGUUGAAUCAGACUUCUUCGACCGCGACAACGCCUACUUGGACGGAUUCUGCCGAGGAACCUAUGAUACUCUUUCAAAUAUCCUUUAUGUACUAUAACUUGAUAGGAGCGGUAAUCGUUGUCGUCGUUGGCACUAUCGCGAGUUUCGUCUUCGGUGUGAAUCUCGAGGACGUAGAUCCCGAUCAUAUUACGCCAAUGAUGAAAAGGUUUCUUCCUUCUCGAAGAUAUACCGAAGUCUCGUUGAGAGAAGCACCGCUAUCACUCGACGUUGCGCCAGAGAAAACCAAAUGAUCGGAAUCGCGAUUCGUAAUUAUUUUAGUCAGUGAUAAGCGAGCUGAGUGUAGAUCAACCUGAGAAAUCUCUCGAUAAUCUUCAUUCUGGAAGAAUUUCCAUUAGCUGUGUCACCAAUGAUGUGUUUCCAAUUAAGUCAUCUGACGACCGCGCGGUUACGGCUCACGACAAGGGGGUGUCUUAUUGAUUAAUAGACGCAUGCGCCAACUAUCCUGCUGUCACCAUGCCACAAAAGUCGCGAUUGUUUCCGAUCUCUCAGUAUCAUUCCCGGCAUCUGUGACGAGACGUUGAUUAUAUUUGUCUCUCUAUAGAGUCUCUGGUCAGGAAACUGGAAACGGAGAUUGAGUGCUCUUCGUAUCGUUUCAACGGAACAAAUUGGUCAUGUAAAUUUUGCUCUACGAUGAGAAAGAAUAUAGAAAUUUAUCUUUAAUUUUAUCGCUAUUUUUAUAAUAGAUUUUUCAAUGUUGUUUCUCAAAAUUUUGACAAUCCAAGUCAACGAAUGAAAGCUGAUAUCGAAGAGCACGACAGAUGUUUUAACUCGCUACGCGAGUCAGCGCUUCAAAAUCAGCCCCGUGGACGUUGGAGGGAAAGUUACGUCCCUGAAGAUGUUGAUCGGGGUUGCUCGGGGAUGGCCGCGUGUCCUCGCAGAUAGGAUGGCCGCGCCUACACGUGGAGCGACUGGAGCGAGUGUUGUCGCGAAUACCGAGUGUCCUCGAUCCGACCUCGCAACGUUCAACAAGUUCAAGUACCGAUACACUUGCGGCGGCAUCCUCACAGUGAUUUCUCACGAUCGAUCAUGGCGAUUUUACAAGCGGAUGACAUUUCAUCAUGUAAUAUGAUCGUCAGUACCUUCGAAUGAUGGACCAUUAUAGAGAAGCGUUAACACACGAUCGACACGUCAAAGAUUGCUACGUGACAAACUGAGGGCUACAGAACAAGAAAUUUUCAUCGUGUAUAUCGGAGAUAUCAACGAAAAUCCAAAGCAAGAGAUUUAUAACAAACAGUAGGUCAGACGUUUCUACGGAUUCUAAUUAAUUAAUUAUAUCUUAAAUAAGGAGCUGUCACAAUUUAUUGUGAUUCCAGGGGAAUUGACUUUUAUUCUUUUUGCACAUCUUGACUCGAAUGCUUGCCACACUCAAAGCUGAAUAAUAUAAAAAAAUCACUGGAUCACUACGUGAUCACAAUUCACAGAGUUAAUUUCAAUCUUUCUAUAUGAUUGCGUCUUGCAUAAUUUCAUUGAUAUUCCAAGAUUCGCUCACAUUUAAUGAGCAUCAUGAUGCAAAUAUGAUACAAUAUUAUGGAUAAUUGUUCGCGGGAAAUCGAUGGAACACAAAAAUUUUGUCGCAGCUGUAUGCAUAGAUUUGACGUGAUGGAAGGAAAAUUUAACCAGAAAAGUUUUGAAAAAUUUCGGUUGUUUGAUCGGCCAGUCGUUUAUAGGCAGCAGCAAAACGGGUGGUAUGCCGAAACACAGCCGUGCGUACAACCGCGCCUCACCUUUAAUAAUAGAUAAAAACUGUAGGCAUUCGUGCCGGAAAAAGAAACCGAAAGCAUCCUCACAGAAAAAGAGAGUGCGUGCACGAGAGAGAGAGAAAGGGAGACGGAGAAAAAAUAACUUUCAGUUUGCCCGAUGCUAACGAAAAACGCACGUCAGUUAUCUGGCUGCAGUCAAUAUCAUUCGUAUCCGUAUCUCAGUUGAUUUGACCGAGUUUUGAUUAACGUGGAAGAUAUCGUCCAGCGGAUUUAUGGGAAAAAAAUAUAGAGAAACUGUCCAUCCAGUUUGUCCAAAAAUAUCGAAAUAAAUAUCUCUGCUAUCGGUAUUCUAUAUUAUCGAUAUUAUGAUAACGAGCUGAUUCAUCUCUCGUAAAAUGGAUAAUGACAAAUUACUGAACGGAAAUAUCUUAAAACAUCCAUGCGAGCUUCUAACAAUAACUUCCGUCAUCAAAUUAACUCACAGCUUUUCCUUUGUCUAAUUUGCACGUUACGCAAAGAGAAGAGUAUAAUAGCUAGUGAUCAAAUAAAAUAGUCAGGUCCAACGUUUUUGUCCUUUCUGUCACACAAGGGGGACCAUUUAUUAGAUCCCCUUUGAAUCUCUUCUCGAAACCAAAGACACCGGAUGGCGAUGCGAUGAGAGGGCGAGAAUAUUUAGAUAUUCUUCGUGUGUGGAAAUGACCUGGUUGCCAUCGAUGCAGAGAAGCUUACUGGGAUUAACGGUGCUGACGAUCGUCGGCCUGACGACUUUCCUGCUUAGCAGGAAGCUCGCGCUAGAGACGCGCAGGCGGGACAGCCUGCUCCUUGACAUGAUCGCUAACAUUAGCGGUCACAUGGAUCAACUUGACAGCGGCUUCGAUGACAUCGCCGCGCAAACGGGAAUUGCGCGGAAUCGCCUGCUACGGCUGGUCGCGCUCCAUCGGGAGAAUCUCUUGAUGUGUGCGAUACUCGGCGAGAAACAACGGAGACCAAAGCGAACGUCAAGCGGAAAACCAGCGGCAGCGAAAAGAAUUGGAAAACAACGGUUCAUCGUAUUGCACCAUCAUCGAUAACUCGUAAUAUUCGGACGUAAAAAGAUGCGGGAGGUCGAUUGAAUUAGAUUGAUGUGUACCACAUCAAAUUAUGAUAUGUUUAAUUGCGAUCUCUUAAUGAGAAAUUAUUUUUUUUAAACGUGAACAUUUCAAUUUUUUUAAAAAUACCAAGUAUUCGUCUAAACUAUACGCUACAAUUUCUUUUUCCAUUAAGUUGCUUGGCUCGGUUAAUUUAGUAUGUACAUUCAACUUAUAUAUAUAUAUAUAUAUAUAAUUGAUUGAUUAAUACAUCCAAUCGUACCCGCGAAGAAUAAGGAGGAAUUAAUUUUUCGUACGUAAUUGAUAAGACAAUCAUUUGUUGGCGAGCGAAUCGAAUUUACUGCGAAAAUGCACACCUAGCGUGGAACAUAUCUUAUUAUUAGAAAAUAAAGUCUAUUUUUAGUGAAUAACUAUACGACAAGUCGAUCAGCUUAAUAGACUUAUCAGUCGAUUAGUAAACCAGAUGUUCAAGAUCGGGGCCAAUUAACAAAUUCGCGAUCACACAGGGACGCGCUUACGCGAGACAUGCAGUGAUUUCAUUGCAGUUUCAGCUUCCGAAGCAAAUUUGAAAUAUAGAACAUGGCUGUGAUCGAGUAAUAUCAUCUAUCACGCAAACAAUAUUGUUACAAACGCGAUUACAAAAAAAUCGCGGAUGAACUUGUUAAACUUAAUUGAAUUGAAUUUAAGCGUUUAAUAUUACUUGUGUGUGAGUAUUUUCACUGUGUGUAGAACGUUAUCACACUUAUAUUAUUCUUACUGUUCGUCGGCUAUCGCCAAACGUUAUUUCAAAUGUCAAAUGGAAGUAUACAUAUAUACGUGUCAAUUGUAUUCACUUAACUGUUAUAGUACACAGAUUGUACAGACUGUUCCAGAUUCGCGAAAUAUCUUCACCGAUAAUACAUAAAUCUGCGGAGGAAAUUUCUUUUUACAAAAAGCUCCGGAUGCUGCUCGUGAAUGCGCGUGAUGUACAUACGUGUCACGAUCGGAAAGAAAAUCUCAUCGCAGUUAGAAGAGAUUCAUUUGCAGAUUCGUUUGGAAAACUUACCGAGAGCAAGUUCUUUUAAAGUUGUUAAAAUAUACACAUAUAAUAUAUAAAUGUCUUGUCACACGUGAGUCUGGGACGCUUUGUGUAUCUACUGACAUAUAUAUUUAUAUACGUAUAACGCGCGGAUUAAUACACGCGGGUCACAACGAUUUACGAUUUAUGACACGCGCAUGAAGAAUUAUAAUCCGUUAUACAAUACUUUUACGUUUGCGCGUUAUCAAACAUAAUCGGAUCAGCGUAACGAUACGCGAUUCGACGUACUCGCUUCAUCACUUAUAUUUGUACGUACUUUUACUUGAUUUUUACUUGCUGCGUGCGCACACAUCCACACACGUAUAUACGCAGGCACGUAUACGCGUGAGAGGUGCAAUCUUCUCUCGCAGAGAUCUUAUUUGUAUAAUUGUACGUAAUUAUUUUUAUAACUCCUUGGAGACAAAGAUGCCAAUAAAUCAUUUAUGUGUAA